This is a messenger RNA of Alternaria rosae, 1174 nucleotides long. RefSeq lists its product as uncharacterized. Lineage: Eukaryota; Fungi; Ascomycota; Dothideomycetes; Pleosporales; Pleosporaceae. Bases 186 to 995 code for a protein of 269 amino acids. Gene Ontology annotation, molecular function: protein binding. The record is from RefSeq and is a predicted model, not a curated record. The transcript is spliced from 2 exons.
AGUACUUGCGUGCUAUCGUCUCAUUUGCCCUACGACGUUUCUGCCUAAGGAGAUUUCGCAGUCGUCUGCUUUGCCUACUUGUAUUCGUACGCUUGCUGCCUACCCACUGCACCUAUAAGUAUCAGCGAUACCUCUUCGCACCGGAGUCAUCCAUCGUAACCACAGCAUUUUAUCAUCGCAUCAUCAUGUUCUCAUCAAACCGCACGCGCCAUCAAGAAGGCAGCUUUUCGAAACAUCGCGCCUCCAAGUCCAAGUCACACAAGAAGAACCCCUCCUUCAGGGACUCACCGAGGAGAGUAGAACGAUUAGCACAGCAUGCCCAGGCAUCAUCGCCACAAUCGAACCAAACUUCUCCAACGCUAGGAAGUGCCAUCAUCACCAUUUCUGUCGGCCGCGAGCAGCGCCUCUUUGCAGCGCAUGAAGACGUUCUAUCCCAUUCUCCUUGGUUCCAGACUCUCUGCAGCGGCCAGUUCUUCCAGUCUACCAACAAACGCAUCGAACUACCCGACGAAGAGCCCGAAGUCUUCUCAUCGAUUCUCGAGUACCUCUACAAGGGUGACUACUACCCGCGCAUGGAAUAUGACAAGAAGCGAAACAGCUGGAAUCUGGAAGAUGGCGGCGCUGCCAACAACUCACACGAGGCCAUCGUUCAGUCUUCGGUUGGACCGAUACUGAAAGACACCGUCAUCUACUGUCAAGCCGACAAGUACGGACUCCAAGAACUGAAGAAGCUUGCGCUCAAGAAGCAAGGCCUCCAGUCUGGCAUCCAAUGCUCGACCAUCUUGACCUCCGCCCGUUACGCAUACGCCAACACUCCUGACAACGACUCGAAGCUUCGCGCACACUACCUCGCUCUCAUCAUCCGCGCCCGACACACCUUCAAGCGCAGCGGCACAAUGCAGAGCGAGAUGGAGAAUGGCGGCAAGCUCUUCUUCGACUUGUUCGUCGCCAUGGUCAACCACAUGGACGACCUUUCCGGGAAGUCGCCGCACUAAGUUGCUGCCAUCGCAUUUGAUCUUUUGAAGCUUCCCACAUAAGCUUGCUUUCCUUAUCGCAUCCGACUAAUGACCCCUUUCAUCUGCUAUUCCUUGCCCUUCCUGUAUAUACACCUUGCGUUCCAGCCUCGCGGCUAUGCCUUCUCUUCCCUGGGUUCUGCUUCGGUAUGGGUUUGUUU